AUGCACGCUGGGCCGGGCCGGCCUGCUGGCUUCACUCACCCCAGCCCUCCACCUGUCGGAGCCUCAUUUGGAAGGGCUGAAGAGCAGGGCCGCCACAUCGAGCCAGAAAGCCGCAGGACCCUCAGUGACCGCGGGAAGAGGAGGAACUCCAGCCUCACGAAACCUGAGGAGGAGGAAACCCUCCCAGCCAUCCACGCAAACUGUGCCCGUAUAUUUUGUACCAGGCUGGACGACAAGGACUCCGUGGAUAUUCAUGACCACCCUCCGCUGCCCGAUAACGUGGUGAAAGAAGAGGACAACACGCUCUACUUCGUCUAUGAUGAAGAGGUGGAAGAGGAAGAGAAAGAGGAGCCUCCCCCUCAAGAACCGGUCAAACCCGUCAACGACAGACCCCACAAGUUUAAGGACCACUACUGCAAGAAGCCCAAGUUUUGCGACGUCUGCGCCCGCAUGAUCGUCCUGAACAAUAAGUUUGCGCUGCGAUGUAAGAACUGCAAAACCAGCAUCCACCACCAGUGCCAGUCCUACGUGGAGUUCCAGAGGUGCUUCGGCAAAAUUCCUCCAGGCUUCAGAAGAGCGUACAGCUCUCCUCUGUACAGCAGCCAGCAGAACGCCACAGUGUCACAGCUGCUUCCCUUCUCACAGUCAAACCGCACCGACCCCGUGUUCGAGACGCUGCGAAUUGGUGUGAUCAUGGCCAACAAGGAGCGCAAGAAAGGCUCAGAGGACAAGAAGAAUAUGAUGAUGAUGAUGGAGGAAGAGGAGUCCCAACCCAAGCAGGAGGGUGAGGAAGAUGAAGGAGCAAACACAGAAGGAGACAAGAAGGGGGACAAAGCUCCUGCAGACGACAAGAAGCCUCAGCCGGGGAAGAUCGGCGUGUUCAGCCAGUCUCACUACUAUCUGGCUCUGUAUCGCUUCAAGGCCAUAGAGAAAGACGACCUCGACGUUCACGCUGGCGACCGGAUCACAGUGAUUGAUGACUCCAACGAGGAGUGGUGGAGGGGGAAGAUCGGCGAGAGAACGGGCUUCAUACCCGCCAGCUACAUCAUCCGGGUGCGAGCGGGAGAGCGGGUCUAUAAGGUGACUCGCUCCUUCGUUGGCAACAGAGAGAUGGGCCAGAUCACCCUGAAGAAAGACCAGAUCGUGGUGAAGAAGGGUGAGGAGGUGAACGGCUACCUGAAGGUCAGUACGGGACGGAAACUCGGCUUCUUCCCCGGCAAUCUGCUGCAGGAGAUUUGA
This is a messenger RNA of Salarias fasciatus (jewelled blenny), 1239 nucleotides long. RefSeq names its product SH3 and cysteine-rich domain-containing protein 3-like. Gene Ontology annotation, biological process: positive regulation of protein localization to plasma membrane; skeletal muscle contraction; positive regulation of voltage-gated calcium channel activity. NCBI's taxonomy places the organism in Eukaryota, Metazoa, Chordata, Actinopteri, Blenniiformes, Blenniidae. The coding region runs from base 1 to 1239 and encodes 412 amino acids. Gene Ontology annotation, molecular function: protein binding. The transcript is spliced from 13 exons. The record is from RefSeq and is a predicted model, not a curated record.